UGCACCUGGUCCCUCGUAUGUUUUCCGACAGACUGGAUCGGUGCCCGUCAACUCACUCCAUCUCCGUUCUUCUUCUGCACUUCUUCGUUUCUUCUUCGUUAAUCCGCCAAUCUCUCUGAAGUUCAGGGGUCGGAUUUCUUUCCUCCCAUGGGGUUCUCUUUCAGCAAAUUCCGGCGUGCCCACGAGUCCCCGCCGCGCCCAGAACGCCCCUCCUCCUCCCCGAUCCCAUCGGUAUCGCUUCCUCCGCCGCCGUCACAGCCCGCCCUGGCACUGCCUCCGCCGCCGCAUCGGCAGCGUCCCCCCCCAACCUCCACACAACCAGCUCCACCACCUCCGCCGCCGCCUCCCGCCUACCCUUACCCCGCCCCUGGCACCUACUCCGCGGCCCCUCGCACCGCCCCUUACUACCAGUACCCUCCGCCGCCCCCCACCUACGCUCCGUACGCCCCCAGUCCCUACAGCUAUCCGGCUCCGUACGGCUGCCAGCCCCCCGCUCCUCCCCAUUACUCUCAGUUCGUGGGGUAUUACAAUAACCGGUGGUACCCCCCCGCUGCGGCAGGGCCGUCCGCGGCGGUGCCGCCCCCGUACGUGGACCACAAGACCGCCAAGAAGAUCAAGAACGAGGUGAAUGUCCACAAGGACGCAAUAAAGCUUUCCAUCGACGAGCAGAGUCCGGACUCCCAUUUGGUUUCUUUCACCUUCGAUGCUCUUGUUGAUGGCAGUAUUACGGUAAUUUACUUUGCCAAGGAAGGGCCAAACUGUACAUUUAGUCCCAUAUAUCCCGAAAUCCACAAACCGCAGAGAAUCCCGUUUCAGAAGGGUCUUGGCCAGAAAUUCCAACAGCCAUCUGGAAGCGGAAUUGACCUUGGAUUUUUUGAUAUCGAUGAACUAUCAAAGCCCUCUCAGAACGAAGAAAUCUUCCCUCUUGUCAUCUAUGCAGAAACUAGCGCACCAUCACUGAUGGAUGAACAGCCGAACCAGCCCGUAUCGAGUGUGUCCUCCCAUGCUCAGAUCACGGAAUGUGUCCUUGUUAAGGGCAAUGAGGGGAAUUUUCAAGUGAGAGUAAUCAAGCAGAUCUUGUGGAUUGAAGGGGACCGUUAUGAGCUCCGGGAGAUUUUUGGCAUAAGUAAUGUUGAUGAGAAGGGGUUCGAGGACAGUGAUCCUGGAAAAGAAUGCGUCAUUUGCAUGACCGAGCCCAAGGACACAGCUGUUUUGCCCUGUCGACAUAUGUGUUUGUGCGGGGAGUGUGCAAAAGAGUUGAGGCUUCAAUCAAACAAGUGUCCGAUUUGCCGACAACCCAUCGAGGAACUUUUAGGGAUAAAAGUGAACAAUGCAUCCUCAUCAUGAGAUCUAUGAUGCGCAUUGGAAACUUCACGGGCUUGUUAGCUUGCAGUAGAGAUUUUCUAUACUUGCCGGAUUCAUUCCUGGCUUUCUAGAAAAACUCGGGUUCCACAUUGGCUGUCAUGCACGUUUGUAUCUUCAAAAGGGGAAGUACAGUUUUCUUACGCAGUUGUACAACACAUAUCGACGAUAAAGAAGAAAUUUAUUCAUUAUUCUACGAUUAGUUUUUCGUUUUCA
Punica granatum (pomegranate) is the source of this 1578-nucleotide messenger RNA. The record is from RefSeq and is a predicted model, not a curated record. Lineage: Eukaryota; Viridiplantae; Streptophyta; Magnoliopsida; Myrtales; Lythraceae.